CGAGAGUAAUGCGGGGGUGGGGGUGGAGCUGCACUAGCCCGGAGCCCGGAGUGGGCAACGCGGCGUGAGCAGCUGCCCCAGGCUCCCACAGCAUCGCUCCGGGAGAAGACUUCGCUGCUCGGGGCCGCAGCCUGGUGAGCUCAGCCCCCCUUCAGGCCCUCCCCUGCAUCCCAGCCGGGGCCUCUUGGAGCCGCCGCUGAUCGAUGCCGACUUUCCCCGGGGACCCCAUCGCGACUCCAUCGAGCCUUAUCGCGACAUCACCGUGCCCUGUCGAGACUCCAUUUUGUUACAGCCCCUUUUCAAUAUAUAUCUUUAAUAUUUUUUUUAAUUUGCCCUGUCAUCUUUUGGGGGCUGUCCCUCUCCAUGUCGUGAUUUCGCUGUGAUCUCUCCGUGACAUCACCGCGCCAUCGUGAAGUGUGAUCUCAUCGCUGCCCUGUCGUGACUUCAUCAAUGUCGUGUUGUGACCUGGCUGCGGCGGGACAGUUGGGCAAGGCGGGCAUCAUGGCCUCGGAUUGCGAGCCAGCUCUGAACCAGGCAGAGAGCCGAAACCCCACCCUGGAACGUUACCUGGGAGCCCUCCGUGAGGCCAAGAAUGACAGCGAGCAGUUUGCAGCCCUGCUGCUAGUGACCAAGGCAGUCAAAGCAGGUGACAUUGAUGCCAAAACUCGGCGGCGGAUCUUUGAUGCGGUUGGCUUCACCUUCCCCAACCGUCUCCUGACCAGCAAGGAGGCACCGGAUGGGUGCCCUGACCAUGUUCUCCGGGCCCUGGGCGUGGCCCUACUGGCUUGUUUCUGCAGUGACCCUGAACUGGCCACCCAUCCCCAGGUCCUGAACAAGAUCCCUAUCCUUAGCACCUUCCUCACAGCCCGGGGAGACCCCGACGAUGCUGCCCGCCGCUCCAUGAUCGAUGAUACCUACCAGUGCCUAACAGCUGUGGCAGGCACGCCUCGAGGGCCUCGGCACCUCAUUGCCGGUGGCACAGUGUCUGCUCUGUGUCAGGCAUACCUGGGGCAUGGUUAUGGCUUUGACCAGGCCCUGGCACUCCUUGUGGGGCUCCUGGCCGCUGCUGAGACACAGUGCUGGAAGGAGGCGGAGCCUGACUUGCUGGCAGUAUUGCGAGGCCUCAGUGAGGAUUUCCAGAAAGCCGAGGAUGCCAGCAAGUUUGAGCUCUGCCAGCUGCUGCCCCUUUUUCUGCCCCCAACAACCGUGCCCUCUGAAUGCCUCCGGGAUCUGCAGGCCGGGCUGGCACGCAUCCUGGGAAGCAAGCUGAGCUCCUGGCAGCGCAACCCUGCACUGAAGCUGGCAGCCCGCCUGGCACACGCCUGCGGCUCCGACUGGAUCCCAGUGGGCAGCUCCGGGAGCAAGUUUCUUGCUCUACUGGUGAAUCUGGCAUGCGUGGAGGUCCGGUUGGCCCUGGAGGAGACAGGCACCGAGGUGAAAGAGGAUGUGGUGACGGCCUGCUACGCCCUCAUGGAGUUGGGGAUCCAGGAAUGUACACGCUGUGAGCAGUCCCUGCUUAAGGAGCCGCAGAAGGUGCAGCUUGUGAGCAUCAUGAAGGAGGCCAUUGGAGCUGUCAUACACUACCUGCUGCAGGUGGGGCCGGAGAAGCAGAAGGAGCCCUUUGUGUUUGCCUCGGUGCGGAUCCUGGGUGCCUGGCUGGCGGAGGAGACCUCGUCCCUGCGUAAAGAGGUGUGCCAGCUUCUGCCCUUCCUUGUCCGCUAUGCCAAGACCCUCUACGAGGAAGCUGAGGAAGCCAAUGACCUUUCGCAGCAGGUGGCCAACUUGGCCAUCUCCCCCACCACCCCAGGGCCCGCCUGGCCAGGGACGCUCUCCGGUGAGCUCCUUCUGCCCGGCUGGUGCCACCUGACAGUUGAAGAUGGGCCCCGUGAGAUACUAAUCAAGGAAGGGGCCCCCUCCCUUCUGUGUAAAUACUUUCUGCAACAGUGGGAGCUCACAUCCCCGGGCCAUGACACCUCAGUACUGCCUGACAGCGUGGAGAUUGGUCUGCAAACCUGCUGCCACAUCUUUCUCAACCUUGUGGUCACUGCACCGGGGCUGAUCAAACGUGAUGCCUGCUUCACAUCUCUCAUGAACACCCUGAUGACUUCGCUGCCUGCACUAGUGCAGCAGCAAGGGAGGCUGCUGCUGGCUGCCAACGUGGCCACCCUGGGCCUCCUCAUGGCCCGGCUCCUUAGCACUUCUCCAGCUCUUCAAGGAACCCCAGCAUCCCGAGGUUUCUUUGCAGCUGCCAUCCUCUUCCUGUCCCAGUCCCAUGUGGCUCGUGCCACACCUGGCUCAGACCAGGCGGUGUUGGCCCUGUCCCCUGACUAUGAGGGCAUCUGGGCUGACCUGCAGGAGCUCUGGUUCCUUGGCAUGCAGGCCUUCACUGGCUGUGUGCCACUGCUGCCCUGGCUGGCCCCCGCCGCCCUGCGUUCCCGCUGGCCACAGGAGCUGCUCCAGCUUCUAGGCAGUGUCAGCCCCAACUCUGUCAAGCCUGAGAUGGUGGCCGCCUAUCAGGGCGUCCUGGUGGAAUUGGCGCGAGCCAACCGGCUAUGCCGGGAAGCCAUGAGGCUGCAGGCAGGUGAGGAGACGGCUAGCCACUACCGCAUGGCUGCCUUGGAGCAGUGCCUAUCAGAGCCCUGAGGGGCAUCGACUGGGGACAGACCCGGGGGCGGGUAGCGAGGGAAGGAGGGAGGAGGCAUCUUCCCUGAAGCCCCCAACUGGACCCCCCUCCCCAGACUUCCCCCCCCCAAACACCCCAGCUUUCUGGCUUUUCGGAGGGCAAAGGGCAUGGUGCCCACCCCUCAGGUGUAAGGAGCUGUGUUCCGCCCCCUGGGCCCCCAUGGGGGCAGGAUUCGGCUUGGAAAUGAUGAGGUUGUCCCCGCCAGGCCGGGGAAGGUUGGAGCAGCCCCCAGGGAGGGGGGCACUAGGUACUAUUGUACUCAAUGUCUGGCUUCUCACAGGAGGGAGGCCCCAGGGUAGGCCAGGGCUGGCAGGAGCUGAUGACUGGCUUAGCCCAAGUGCCCUGCCGGCCAGGGCGUGGCCUCCCCAUAGCUGUGGUGCCCCUUCUGGCUCCCCAGGUCCACGCCCUUUAAAUUGGCCAUUUGGCUCUUGCCCCUGGGCAGAGAGCAGGCUCUGGCCAUACAUCACAGUUCUUCCUUCCAACUAUAGUGACCCAGGGUCUGACCUGCCCCUGGCCUUCCAGGGCAGCUUGGGGCAGACAGGCCAGUGGUGGGUGGGGAACCUCCUUCUACCUGAGCUUCCUUGAAGGGACCCAAGAGUCCUUGGGCCCGGGUCUCAAGCUUUUGUGUCAUGUUGCAGCAGAGUGACGAUGGGGGUUGGGGGUUAUUUAUUUUGCUUGUCCUUAUCCCUGCUUGGAUACUGAGCAUCUGAUCCCUGUCCCCCUGGUGCCAUUUGGCCUGGCUGGAGCCAGGAACAGGAGGGACAUCUCCCCAGAGUCUGCAUGUUUCCCCAGUGAUUGCACCCCAUUGCCAACGUGGUGCCUGGCUUCAGCUCCCACCCCUCCUAUGACUCCUCUCUGCAGAGAGACGCGACUGGCGGCUCCAGCAGGGAAUAUCUUUAUUACGAACCCA
Messenger RNA from Perognathus longimembris pacificus (Pacific pocket mouse), 3593 nucleotides. It is a transcript of the gene Ncdn, whose product is annotated as neurochondrin. Gene Ontology annotation, biological process: neuron projection development; regulation of neuronal synaptic plasticity. The record is from RefSeq and is a predicted model, not a curated record. The coding region runs from base 451 to 2643 and encodes 730 amino acids. The transcript has 7 exons. NCBI's taxonomy places the organism in Eukaryota, Metazoa, Chordata, Mammalia, Rodentia, Heteromyidae. Gene Ontology annotation, cellular component: dendrite.